This is a messenger RNA of Trifolium pratense (red clover), 1143 nucleotides long. Its product is annotated as glutathione S-transferase T3-like. The transcript has a single exon. The record is from RefSeq and is a predicted model, not a curated record. NCBI's taxonomy places the organism in Eukaryota, Viridiplantae, Streptophyta, Magnoliopsida, Fabales, Fabaceae. The coding region runs from base 1 to 1143 and encodes 380 amino acids.
AUGGAUCCAUCUCAAUAUCAUUACCAAUCUUAUAUGAAUCUUUUGCAAAAUCAACCACCACCACCAGCACCUAGUAACACUUCUCAUAAUCCUCAAUAUUUAUCAUAUCCAGCACCACCAAAUUCCAAUAUGUUGUAUAGGCCUCCAAUGGGUUCCAGCAGUGGUAUGGACGUGCCACAAUACUCCACUCAAAUUGGUCCAGAACCACAACUCUCUGCUCCAAUUGGUUUAGAAAGUAUUUCGAUCGAUGAAGAAAAAAAAUCUACCGAGAAAAAGCCUCGUGUAGGAUUUACACAAGAGGAAGACACACUUCUACUUCAAUCAUGGCUCAAUGUCUCGAAGGACUCAGUUGUGGGAAACGACCAAAAAGCUGAAGGUUUUUGGUUAAGAAUCACACAAAGGUACAACAAUUACCGCGAUAAACUUCGGCCGAGGGAAAUGGGUCAACUAAAAUCUCGAUAUCAUCGGUUGAAUGGUCGUAUCCAACAAUUUUCGGGUUGCUACAAAGCAGCUGCUAAUCUAAAUAAAAGUGGACAAUCUGAGAAUGAUAUUUUAAUUGAGGCACAUAGGAUUUAUGCACAAGAUGCAAAAAUGAAAUUUGUUGAGGUGCAAGCAUGGCGAUUAUUGAAAGAUGAACCAAAAUGGAAGGGAUCCGCAAUUGAAAGUUGUUCAAAAAGAUCAAAGGUUUCUAGUUGUGGGGGAUACACGUCAUCUAAUCCGGGAACACCAACCGCGUCAUCUAAUCCGGGAACACCAAUUGAUUCUUCAGACUAUGAACAAAUAUCACCAAUUGCCCGCCCAAUGGGACAAAAGGCUGCAAAAAGGAAGAGCGUGUUAAAAGAAACUUCAUCAUCAAUUAAUGUUGAUUUAACUACUAUGGAAAAUGUUGCAACAGAAAGAAAUGGUAUCAUGUUAAGGAUAGCUGAGGCAAGGGAGAAGGAAGCCAUCGCAAGGGAGAAGGAAGCCACUGCAAGGGAAUUAGAGGCAAAAGCAAGGGCGGCAGAAGCAAAGGCAAGGGAAGAUGAGACUGAGGCAAAGUGGUAUGAAAUCCUAUUCAAGGAUACAUCUACUAUGAAUGAAAGGCAACUUCAAGAUCAUGAAUUUUAUUGUAAUCAUAUUAGGGAGAAGUUAGGAAUGAAAUAA